AUGGUUUUGGCAAUGAUAUCGAAACUACUGGUCCGUUAUGUGUCCCCACAGGCGGCCGGCAGCGGUGUCGGCGAAAUGAAGCAUAGAGAUAGUGUCGUUAUUUUUUUCGGUCCGAUCCUAUUGAAUGGGAUUUUUGCUGCAACCAUAGGUGCCCUAUUCUUGCGCCUACUGAUCGUUUGGUUUCAAUUUGAGGACAACAAUACCCAUAUAUUUAAGACAAACUUUCGUAGGGAUCAUCCAUAUGAAACCCUCGAACUCCUGUCGUUUGCACUUUUGGGUGUCCUAUCGGGUAUCAGUGGCUACCUGUUUGCAACCUUACAGCGCUCGAUCGUACUGUUCAAUAGGAAACGUAGCCGAUUUCAUGCCCUAUUGCAAAACUAUCCGCUGGUCUAUCCCGUACUGGUUAUACUAAUUCUAGGCCUACUAUCAUUUACGCCCGGUUUUGGCCAAUAUUUCGGGUCAUGGAUGAUGUCGGCCGAACAGACAAUGCACGAACUGUUCAACAAUGAAACCUGGGGUCUGAUUGCCAACCAGAUAGAUACCGAUCCCAUUAUCGAUAACUGGCGUACACCGUCUACAUCCAUAUACACCCUGUGCUCGACACUGCCAGUACCUGCCGGCCUAAUAGUUCCCAGUUUUAAGAUCGGUGCCGGACUUGGAAGAUUUUAUGGCGAAUGGAUGGCCUAUCUGUUCCCUAAUGGUAUGAAUCCCUACAACAAUAGGACUGAUAUAACCAUAAUUCCGGGCGCCUAUGCUGUGGCCGGUUCAGCAGCUUUUGCCGGCGCUAAUACCGGUGUCAUAUCAUCGGCGGUAAUCAUAUUCGAGGUAACUGGCCAGAUGACCCAUUUGCUACCCGUGCUGGUAGCCGUAAUCGUUGCCAAACUGGUAGCCCAGCGACUGGGGCCGUCCAUCUACGACAAUGAAUAUGUAUUUACUAUUGAUUGA
Oppia nitens is the source of this 945-nucleotide messenger RNA. RefSeq names its product chloride channel protein 2-like. The transcript is spliced from 6 exons. The coding region runs from base 1 to 945 and encodes 314 amino acids. Gene Ontology annotation, biological process: transmembrane transport; chloride transport. NCBI's taxonomy places the organism in Eukaryota, Metazoa, Arthropoda, Arachnida, Sarcoptiformes, Oppiidae. Gene Ontology annotation, molecular function: voltage-gated chloride channel activity. Gene Ontology annotation, cellular component: membrane. The record is from RefSeq and is a predicted model, not a curated record.